Molecule: messenger RNA, 801 nt
Organism: Penicillium crustosum
Lineage: Eukaryota; Fungi; Ascomycota; Eurotiomycetes; Eurotiales; Aspergillaceae
Exons: 2
Coding region: 1-801 (266 amino acids)
Cellular component (GO): nucleus; cytoplasm
Molecular function (GO): ATP hydrolysis activity; nicotinamide-nucleotide adenylyltransferase activity
Source: RefSeq, a predicted model, not a curated record
AUGUCCUCGUUCCGAGCCCUCCAAACCCAGUAUGGGUUACUGCUGAAACGAUUUCUGAACUCGAACAAAACCUUCGAGGUUCUAACAACCAUUCCACCCGACCACUCCGCAGAAUCAGAGACGCUCUAUGUCUUAGACUCAUCUUUCAACCCCCCCCACCCGCGCCCACCUCCGCAUUACAAACCAUCCAAGCCAGCCUCCUUUGAGGAUCGGCUCGUGAUGAUGGAGCUAUUCGCUCGGGAUCUCCGCUCCUACCUCGCAUCAGCACCGGCUUUCGCCGCUUCAGGCGUCACAAAUGCUGUGGAGAAUCUUCCAUUGAUCGACAUCGGUGUCACCAAAAUGCCGUAUUUCAUCGACAAGGCAACUGCCAUCGAGGCAUCGGAUUCUUACCCAGUGCCGCUGGAGCAGGUCCAUCUCACGGGGUACGAUACUUUGAUCCGGAUUUUCGAUUCCAAGUAUUAUGGCCCCGAACAUACCUUGAAGCCCCUGGAACCUUUUCUGUCAAAGCACCGGCUGCGUGUGACUAUGCGGCCAAGUGAUGAGUGGGGUGGAAGAGAGGAGCAGUUGGAAUAUGUCGCGGCUCUUGCUCGAGGUGACCGAGAUGGUGAGGGCGCCCGUAGGGAAUGGGCCGACCAGAUUCAGCUUGUCGAGGGUAGUCUCUCCACCGACCAGCCUGUGAGUUCAACCAGAGCCCGCGAGGCAUUGCAAUUGGCUCCUCAGGAUCUGAACUGGCUGGUCCCUGAACAGGUGCGGCAGUUCGUGCUGUCGGAGCGCCCGUAUUCUGGAAACUCUAAAAUGUAG